GUUCGUUUGGAAUGGCCCACAGAUCUAGCCAUCAAUCCCAUGGAUAACUCCAUCUACGUCCUGGACAACAACGUUGUGCUGCAGAUCACUGAAAAUAGACAGGUUCGUAUCGUGGCAGGUCGCCCAAUGCACUGCCAGGUGCCUGGUAUAGAAUAUACUAUGGGGAAGAGAGCGGUGCAGACCAUGCUCGAGGGAGCGACAGCCAUUGCCUUGUCCUACAGCGGCGUCCUCUACAUUGCGGAGACGGAUGAGAAGAAAAUCCACCGCAUUCGACAGGUAUCAACUGAUGGAGAAAUUACCCAUCUUGCUGGAGCACCAUCUGACUGUGACUGCAAGAAUGAUGCCAACUGUGACUGCUAUCAAAGUGGGGAUGGAUAUGCUAAAGACGCAAGGCUUAAUUGUCCCUCGUCUUUGGUGGUGUCUCCGGAUGGGACACUGUACAUGGCUGAUCUAGGAAACAUCCGGAUUCGAGCCGUACGACGCAAUCAACCACCUACUGGCUCUCUAGCUUCAGGUCCAAGCUCCUAUGAAGUGGCUUCUCCAGCCACUCAAGAGCUCUAUGUGUUUGAUGCGAAUGGGACUCAUCAGUUCACCAUGUCUCUGGUCACUGGAGACUAUAAAUACAACUUCAGCUACAGCAAUGAGGAGGAUGUAACUGCUGUGACAGACAGCAGCGGGAACACCCUCCGUAUCCGUAGAGACACCAACAGGAUGCCUGUACGUGUGGUUGCCCCUGACAAUCAGGUCAUCUGGCUGACCAUUGGGACAAAUGGAGGUUUGAAGACUCUAACGGCUCAGGGUCAGGAACUGGUCUUGUUUAGUUACCAUGGCAACAGCGGCUUGCUGGCUACCAAGAGCAUCCAGAUAGGCUGGACUACCUUCUAUGACUAUGACAGUGAGGGUCGUCUGACUAAUGUGACCUUCCCCACCGGCGUGGUGACCAAUCUCCACGGCGACAUGUCGUCAGGGGCUGUUGCUGUGGACAUUGAGACGUCAGGGAGGGAUGAGGACGUUUCCAUAACAACCAACUUGUCAUCAAUAGACUCCUUCUACACUCUGGUGCAGGACCAGCUUCGUAACAGCUACAGGGUGGGCAAUGACCCAUUCACCUGAGGGUCAUCUACGCUA
This is a messenger RNA of Morone saxatilis (striped sea-bass), 1128 nucleotides long. Its product is annotated as teneurin-3-like. NCBI's taxonomy places the organism in Eukaryota, Metazoa, Chordata, Actinopteri, Moronidae. Gene Ontology annotation, molecular function: protein homodimerization activity; cell adhesion molecule binding; protein heterodimerization activity. The record is from RefSeq and is a predicted model, not a curated record. Bases 40 to 1113 code for a protein of 357 amino acids. Gene Ontology annotation, biological process: heterophilic cell-cell adhesion; neuron development. The transcript has 9 exons. Gene Ontology annotation, cellular component: neuron projection.